AUGCAGAUUUUCGUGAAAACUCUCACGGGUAAGACUAUUACCCUUGAGGUCGAGGGCUCUGACACCAUCGAGAAUGUCAAGGCUAAGAUCCAGGACAAGGAGGGAAUCCCCCCCGACCAACAGCGUCUCAUCUUCGCCGGAAAGCAGUUGGAGGACGGUCGCACCCUCUCCGACUACAACAUCCAGAAGGAGUCCACUCUCCAUCUGGUGCUCCGUCUCCGCGGUGGUGGCAAGAAGAGAAAGAAGAAGAACUACACCACCCCAAAGGUCCAGAAGCGUAAGCCAAAGAAGGUCAAGCUCGCUGUCCUCAAGUACUACAAGUUCGACGAGAACGGAAAGAUCCGUCGUAUUCUCCGUGAGUGCCCAUCCGAGGGAUGCGGUGCUGGUGUCUUCAUGGCCCAACACCAAAACCCAGCCCGCCAGUACUGCGGUCGUUGCCACACCACCCUCGUCAAGGUCGACAAGGCCUAA
Messenger RNA from Acytostelium subglobosum LB1, 471 nucleotides. RefSeq lists its product as hypothetical. Gene Ontology annotation, biological process: translation; protein ubiquitination; modification-dependent protein catabolic process. The transcript has a single exon. The record is from RefSeq and is a predicted model, not a curated record. Gene Ontology annotation, cellular component: nucleus; cytoplasm; ribosome. NCBI's taxonomy places the organism in Eukaryota, Evosea, Eumycetozoa, Acytosteliales, Acytosteliaceae. The coding region runs from base 1 to 471 and encodes 156 amino acids. Gene Ontology annotation, molecular function: ubiquitin protein ligase binding; protein tag activity; structural constituent of ribosome.